Plectropomus leopardus (leopard coralgrouper) is the source of this 347-nucleotide messenger RNA. The record is from RefSeq and is a predicted model, not a curated record. NCBI's taxonomy places the organism in Eukaryota, Metazoa, Chordata, Actinopteri, Perciformes, Serranidae.
CGGCCAAAGACGACCCCUCCUCUCUUCUCUGACACACACUCAGUCAGGAUGUCCAUCACCAAGAUUCACGCUCGGGAGAUUCUGGACUCCAGAGGAAACCCCACGGUGGAGGUGGACCUGUGGACGGCCAAAGGUCUUUUCAGAGCAGCUGUCCCCAGCGGUGCGUCCACUGGAGUCCACGAGGCUCUGGAGCUCCGCGAUGGAGACAAGAGCCGCUACCUGGGCAAAGGUACCAUAAAGGCUGUGGACCACGUCAACAAAGACAUCGCCCCCAAGCUGAUCGAGAAGGUAUCAGCCGAUAAUCAAAACCUCAAAGACGCUCAGCGUCAAGUCAAUGAGACGCUCAA